Seminavis robusta is the source of this 2298-nucleotide messenger RNA. The record is from the annotation of a GenBank genome assembly. NCBI's taxonomy places the organism in Eukaryota, Bacillariophyta, Bacillariophyceae, Naviculales, Naviculaceae.
AUGAGCAAACCAACACCAUCGACCCGUCCAGGGGCGUACACAGUGCAAAAGACGGGUCAGCGACCGGCCCAAGAUGUCACCGUGGUGGUUCCCCACCAAGUUCGACCGGGCCAAGACUUUUUUGUGCAACUCGGAGAGCGUCGAGUCCGAGUCAAGUGCCCCAUGAACAGCGGACCAGGUCAAUCUCUGCGGUUAACCAUGCCCGCAGAACCCAUGUUCCAGACAUCUUAUCUUCAAAUGGCGCCCUUGACAGCGGCAGAAGGUCCCGGUGGCGGAGGAGCCGUGGCACGACAAAACUCUCAAAGCGACUCGGACAAACCGCAAGCGUACUUGGUGACGAUCCCUCCCAACGUAUAUCCGGGAAACCAAUUCAUGGUAGAUAUCAACGGUCAGCGCUUCCAGUUGACAUGUCCGCCCAAUGUGGGCCCCAAUAUGAAGGUCAAAAUUGUACCUCCCAUGCCGGCUUCGGAAAAACAAAGAACAGACGUAUCCAAACCGUACACGUGUGGCUGGGACGAUAACCGGGCAUUGGGCGACCCAGCUGCCGAAUCCAAGACGCAAAUGUUCGAAGUCGUCGUGCCGCCAGGUGUGAGUCCCAAUCAGAGUUUUGCGCUCAAGGCCAAUGGACAACGAGUAUUGGUCACCUGUCCGCCCAAUGUCCGCAGUGGACAAAAAAUUCGGUUCCAAAUUCCAGUUACACAAACCAUGGUCAAACACAUCAAAUUGGAUUACGACACCCCCGCCGAGGAUGGUUCUGCUACCAGUAGUGUUAGUAGUGCUAUGCGACAAUCCCAACAACCCAAAACGGGAUGGUCUCGAACCAUUCGAGUGGCCGACUUGAAAUUCCAAUGGGUCCGAACCGCCGACGAAACCAGCGGCGUCGCCGCGACGGCACUCGAUACCCAAGCCAUGAAUAAAUUCGAUUUUCAAAAGUCCGCAUAUUGUCGACAGCUCACAUACAUGGAAGGCAACGAUCCUCGAUUGCGCACCGGGUCGCUCCAGUGGAUCUCGGCCAAGGACGCCGUCGUCGAUAGUCGCGUCGCUCAUAAAGGACAAAUUCUGGCGCAUUAUGCGGAUUUUGCCGAAAUUCAACGGGCAUCAUCCCUCGAAGCCAAACUCAAUUGGUUCGAAGGCAAGCUCUGCCAACCACUCUUGUUGCCGUACGAAGAAGGACAUAUUAAGAUUGUUGUGCGGCGGCAAUUUCUCCUGCCCGAUUCGGUGGCAUCCAUCAUGUCGCUCAGUCGAGUGGAAUGUCGCAAAAAGUGGCGUUUGGAAUUCAUGGGAGAGAAAGGAAUGGAUGUGGGGGGCCUGACACGAGAGUGGUUCUUAUUGUUAACGGAACAACUCUUCGAUCCAGCCUUUGGAUUGUGGAAGCAUCCCCACUCGGAAGCACAGGGAACGGUCAGCAUCCAUCCCAAUUCUGCCGUCACUUGUCCCGAGGAUCAUCUAGUGUAUUUCAGAGUGCUUGGCCGUAUCUUGGGAAGAGCGCUGUUGGAUCGACAAUUGAUUCACAAGGGAGGACACAUGGCACGAUUCCUUUACAAACACCUGUUGGGAUUCCCCAUUACGUUUGAUGAUCUGCAGGAUCUAGACUACGAGUACUAUACGUCGUUGCGAAAGCUGGUCGGUAUGGGAGACCAAAUCGAAUAUGCUUGCUUGGAUUUCACUGUCACCGAAGAUCUACUUGGCGCCAAGACCUCUCUCGAUUUGGUCCCGGGUGGAGCGGACAAAGAGGUCACAGCCGAAAACGUGGGCGAGUAUCUGGAAGCAUGCUUGCGAUACCGCAUGAUGGACCGAAUCCAACCACAAUUGACCGAGUUGCUGCUCGGGUUCUUUGACGUUGUCCCCGAACCGGCACUGACAAUUUUCGAUUGCAAUGAGCUCGAGUUGGUGCUCUGUGGCUUGCCCACAAUCGACAUGGCCGAUUGGCAAAAGUUCACCGCCUACGAAGGUGUGUUUCGUAACGAAGGGCCUUCUCAUCCUGUGGUCAAAUGGUUCUGGGAAGUUGUCACACAAGACUUUGAUGCAGAGCUGCAAGCGAGAUUGCUUCAGUUCGUCACUGGAACCAGUGGGGUUCCUGCGGCAGGGUUUUCUGUCUUGCAAGGCAACGACGGCAAUGUGCGACUAUUCACCCUCCACGGAACUGACCCAACCAAGAAAGAUUCCACUCACGACUACCCAAAAUCACACACCUGUUUCAAUCGGUUAGACCUGCCUUCCUACAAGACCAAGAAAGAGUUGAGAGAGAAGUUGAAGGUUUCUGUGACGGUCGCCGCUGUUGGGUUUGACAUGGAGUAG